AUGUCGUCGAAGGUUGUGUACGAAGGGUGGAUGGUGCGGUACGGCCGGCGGAAGAUCGGGCGAUCGUUCAUCCACAUGAGGUACUUCGUGUUGGAGUCGCGGCUGCUCGCGUAUUACAAGAGGAAACCGCAGGAUAAUCAGGUUCCAAUUAAAACACUGCUAAUUGACGGCAACUGUAGAGUGGAGGAUAGAGGCUUGAAGACUCAUCAUGGACACAUGGUUUAUGUUUUGUCUGUUUACAACAAGAAAGAAAAGAACCAUCGAAUUAUGAUGGCAGCAUUUAACAUCCAAGAGGCCCUAAUUUGGAAGGAAAAAAUAGAGUAUGUCAUUGAUCAGCACCAGGGAGCGCAACCAUCAAAUGGUAACAAAUAUAUUUCUUUUGAGUACAAAUCUGGGAUGGACAAUGGAAAGACAGCUUCUUCCUCAGACCGUGAAAGCCAGUUCAGUGCUCAGGAGGAUGAAGAUGACCCUCAUCCUAAUUUGUUAAGGAGGACAACAAUUGGAAAUGGUCUACUUCGUAUACCUACAGCUUGUGGGAGCUGCAGUAGAGCUAUGAAGGCAGUAGGUGUUGUGGAGGCGACUUGUGAAGAAAUUUUUGAACUUGUGAUGAGCAUGGAUGGGACACGGUUUGAUCUUAAGGCGAGAAAUGGCUUGAUGAACUGUUCUGAUCGCCUAGCACCGGCCCCAUUCACUUUCUUAUCAUGGGAUUGCAGUUUCCAACAUGGUAGUUUAGUUGAGGAGGUGGAUGGGCAUACAGCAGUUCUAUAUCAUCGACUUCAGCUAGAUUGGUUUGUGUGGCCCCGUGAUCUUUGUUAUGUACGAUAUUGGCGCCGAAAUGAUGAUGGAAGUUAUGUUGUUUUAUUUCGCUCACGGGAGCAUGAAAACUGUGGUCCACAGCCCGGGUGUGUUCGAGCACAUAUUGAGAGUGGAGGAUUUAAUAUUUCCCCUUUAAAAUCUCGAAAUGGGAGGCCCAGGACACAAGUCCAGCAUCUUAUGCAGAUUGAUCUGAAGGGAUGGGGUGUGGGUUACCUGUCAUCUUUUCAGCAGUAUUGUGUCCGUCAAAUGUUAAAUAGUGUAGCUGGUUUACGGGAAUGGUUUGCCCAAUCAGAUGAAAGAAACGCUCAUCCAAGAAUUCCUGUCAUGGUUAACAUGUCCUCAACAUCUGUUUCUUCAAAGAAGAAUCAGAAGCCAAAUGAUUUUUCUGUCAAUCCUGCUUCUCUUGAUCAAAUGAAUUCUGCAAGCAGAAAUUCUGCCUUGAUAGAUGAAUAUUCUGAUGAUGAAGAAGAUUUUCAAAUAGCGGAAUCUGAACAAGAGGCGUACCAAAUUGGUCUUGAGAAUGAUGUUAAAAGAACAGCCUUGGAAGAAGAACCGGCAAAUGAAAUUGACUUGUCUUCCUUUUCGGGCAAUUUGCGCCGGGAUGACCGAGAUAAUGCUCGGGACUGCUGGAAAAUUUCUGAUGGAAAUAACUUCAGAGUCAGAAGCAAGCAUUUUUGCUAUGACAAGUCAAAGGUUCCUGCUGGCAAACAUAUGCUGGAUCUAGUUGCCGUAGAUUGGUUUAAAGACUCCAAAAGAAUAGACCAUGUGGCUAGGCGUCAAGGCUGUGCAGCGCAAGUUGCUUCAGAAAAAGGAUUUUUCUCCAUUGUCAUUAAUCUUCAAGUGCCUGCAUCAACACACUAUAGUAUGGUUUUUUAUUUUGUGACAAAGGAGUUAGUUUCUGGAUCCCUCUUGCAUCGCUUUGUUGACGGUGAUGAUGAGUUUCGAAACAGCAGGUUUAAGCUCAUACCAUCUGUCCCUAAGGGCUCAUGGAUUGUACGCCAGAGUGUUGGGAGUACCCCUUGUUUGCUGGGAAAGGCAGUUGAUUGCAACUACAUCCGUGGUCCCAAGUAUUUAGAAAUUGAUGUUGAUAUUGGUUCCUCUACUGUUGCUAAUGGAGUUUUGGGGCUGGUUAUUGGUGUGAUUACUACUUUGGUUGUAGAUAUGGCUUUUCUUGUACAGGCAAACACUCCUGAUGAGUUGCCCGAGAGGCUUAUUGGAGCUGUCCGUAUUUCUCAUUUGGAGCUCAAAACUGCCAUCGUCCCAAAACUGGAACCGGAUCCAUCAUGA
Messenger RNA from Sphenostylis stenocarpa, 2103 nucleotides. The record is from the annotation of a GenBank genome assembly. Lineage: Eukaryota; Viridiplantae; Streptophyta; Magnoliopsida; Fabales; Fabaceae.